CUGCUGCCACACUUCCACUUUUACAAGGAGCAACACCACCCUGCACCACCACUUACAAGGAGCCACACCACCCUGCACAUCCACCACCACUUUUACAAGGAGCAACACCAACCUGCACCACCACUCUUACAAGGAACCACACCACCCUGCACAUCCACCACCACUUACAAGGAGCGAGGAGGAACCCCAGCACCCUGCACCACCUACACCUAGGGAGACAUGCUGAGAGUGCGCUGCCUGAGAGGAGGGAGUCGCGGGGCCGAAGCAGCUCACCUGAUCGGAACCACGGUGGGCCGCGCAGCGAGCGCCUGGCUGCAGAGAACCUUCCAGAGCACCUCCAGUGCUGCAGCUGCUCAAACACAGACACAGGCGGCACUUGACCACCACCAACAUCACCUGACUGAACCUGCACUGCACACCUGUCCUGUCUGCAGCCACAACGAGUGGGACCCCCUGGAGGAGGUCAUUGUGGGACGGGCCGACAACGCCCGGGUGCCGCCCUUCACUGUGGAAGUCAAGGCCAACACCUACGAGAAGUACUGGUCCUUCUACCAGAAGUUUGGGGGCCAACCUUUUCCUGCGGACCACUUAAAGAAAGCUGUUGCUGAGAUCGAAGAAAUGUGCAAUAUUCUGCGUCAUGAGGGCGUCACUGUGAGGAGACCAGAACCCAUAGACUGGGCUCUGGAAUACAAGACUCCAGACUUCCAGUCUUCAGGCAUGUAUGCCGCCAUGCCCCGAGACAUCCUGAUGGUGGUGGGGAACGAGAUCAUCGAGGCUCCAAUGGCGUGGAGAGCUCGCUUCUUUGAGUACCGAGCAUACCGGCCUCUGAUCAAGGAGUAUUUCAAGAAAGGUGCCAAGUGGACCACGGCUCCGAAACCCACCAUGGCCGACGAGCUGUACGAUCAGGACUACCCCAUCCGCACGGUGGAGGACCGACACAAGCUGGCCGCUCAGGGCAAGUUUGUGACCACGGAGCACGAACCCUGCUUCGAUGCUGCUGACUUCAUCCGGGCUGGCAGGGACCUCUUCGUGCAGAGAAGUCAGGUGACGAACUUCAUGGGCAUCGAGUGGAUGCGUCGCCACUUGUCUCCAGACUACAAGAUCCACAUCAUCUCCUUCAAAGACCCCAACCCCAUGCACAUCGACGCCACCUUCAACAUCAUCGGACCAGGAUUGGUCCUGUCCAACCCGGACCGCCCGUGUCGCCAGGUGGACAUGUUCAAGAAGGCAGGCUGGACUAUUGUCAAACCUCCGACUCCUCUGAUUCCUGACGAUCACCCUCUCUGGAUGUCCUCCAAGUGGCUGUCCAUGAAUGUUCUGAUGCUGGACGAGAAGCGCGUCAUGGUGGACGCCAACGAGGCCAGCAUUCAGAAGAUGUUUGAGGACUUGGGUAUCAAGACCGUCAAGGUGAACAUUCGCCACGCCAACUCGUUGGGUGGCGGUUUCCACUGCUGGACGACCGACGUGCGCCGGCGUGGAGAACUGCAGUCCUACUUCCACUAGCCUGGCCAGAAACAGUUUUUAUUGAGCUUGAAAGGAUGAUUGGUGUCACUUCUUACCCGCAGUGAUUACCAGGCUCCUUUCCCAAAACCCAGCUAGGAGUUAUUUGGCGCCACAGGAUGAGUUGUUUAUGAGACGCAUUGUUUUGGUUUUACAGCUUUGUGGGGACGCGACUUGAUUGGGUACACCUUGUCCACAUGUCCUCUCACGCUUUGCCCCGCCCACUCUCACUGCUCUAACGCAUAUUUACAAAGUAAUGUCCAACUUUUAUCCUUAGAGCACAGGUGGUGUACCCGAUCAAGUGUGCCCCGGGUGUGCUGGCUUCUUGGCAACAAACCAACAUGACGACUCCUUCCCUGCGAUCAAUGACCUCAACAUUAACUUCCCUGCGAUCAAUAAUCUCAACAUUAACUUCUUUGCGAUCAAUAAACUUAAGAGUAACUUCCCUGUGAUCAAUAACCUCAAUAUGAACUGCAUUUCUGGCCUGGCUACUAGAAGGUGGUCUAACUUGGGCACAAUCAAAGAUUGUUUUCUACGUAGACAGUCCAUAUCAAAGAGUGUUUUCUAUAUUGACAGUCCAUAUCAAAGAUUGUUUUUUUUUUUACGUUGGCAGUCCAUAUCAAAGAUUGUUUUCUAUAUUGACAGUCCAUAUCAAAGAUUGUUUUUUUUUUACGUUCGCAGUCCAUAUCAAAGAUUGUUUUCUACAUUGAGAGUCUAUAUCAAAGAUUGUUUUCUACAUUGACAGUUCAUAUCAAAGAUUGUUUUCGACAUUGACAGUCCAGAUCAAAGAUUGUUUCCUACAUUGAGAGUCCAUAUCAAAGAUUGUUUUCUACAUUGACAGUCCAUAUCAAAGAUUGUUUUCGACAUUGACAGUCCAGAUCAAAGAUUGUUUCCUACAUUGAGAGUCCAUAUCAAAGAUUGUUUUCUACAUUGACAGUCCAUAUCAAAGAUUGUUUUUUUUAACGUUGACAGUCCAUAUCAAAAAUUGUUUUCUACUUUGAGAGUCCAUAUCAAAGAUUGCUUUCUACGUUGACAGUCCAUAUCAAAGAUUGUUUUCUACAUUGGGAGUCCAUAUCAAAGAUUGUUUUCUACAUCGAGAAUCCAUAUCAAAGAAUGUUUUCUACGUUGACAGUCCAUUUCAAAGAUUGUUUUCUACAUUGGGAGUCCAUAUCAAAGAUUGUUUUCUACAUCGAGAAUCCAUAUCAAAGAUUGUUUUCUACUUUGACAGUCCAUAUUAGAGAUUGCUUUCUACGUUGACAGUCCAUAUCAGAGAUUGUUUUCUACGUUGACAGUCCAUAUCAAAGAUUGUUUUCGACAUUGAGAGUCCAUUUCAAAGAUUAUUUUCUACAUCGAGAAUCCAUAUCAAAGAUUGUUUUCGACAUUGAGAGUCCAUAUCAAAGAUUGUUUUCUACAUCGAGAAUCCAUAUCAAAGAUUGUUUUCGACAUCGAGAGUCCAUAUCAAAGAUUGUUUUCUACAUCGAGAAUCCAUAUCAAAGAUUGUUUUCUACAUCGAGAAUCCAUAUCAGAGAUUGCUUUCUACGUUGAAACAGUCCAUAUCAAAGAUUGUUUUCUACUUUGACAGUCCAUAUCAGAGAUUCCUUUCUACGUUGACAGUCCAUAUCAAAGAUUGUUUUCUACAUUGACAGUCCAUAUCAAAUAGUUUUCCAUAUUGACAGUCCACAUCAAAGAUUGUUUUUUUAACGUUGACAGUUUAUAUCAAAGAUUGUUUUCUACUUUGACAGUCCAUAUCAAAGAUUGUUUUCUACUUUGACAGUCCAUAUCAAAGAUUGUUUUAUACUUUGACAGUCCAUAUCAAAGAUUGUUUUCUACAUUGAGAGUCCAUAUCAAAGAUUGUUUUCUACAAAGACAGUCCAUAUCAAAGAUUGUUUUCUACAAAGACAGUCCAUAUCAAAUAUUAUUUUUUACGUUGACAGUCCAUAUCAACGAUUGUUUUCUACAUUGAGAGUCCAUAUCAAAGAUUGUUUUCUACAAAGACAGUCCAUAUCAAAGAUUGUUUUCUACAUAGACAGUCCAUAUCAAAUAUUGUUUUUUACGUUGACAGUCCAUAUCAAAGAUUGUUUUUUCCUGUUACACUACUGGGCCACUUCUAUUUUCACCCAUGCGCUUGGCAGUCAAUAAAAGUUGAAUAAUAGUUGAUUAAUAAUUGAAUAAUGGUUGAAUAAUGGUUGUGUGAUGUCAGGCUGGCACUACAGUAGUCAGAAGUGUGUUGUGAUGUUUUGUAUCAUUCAACCUUGAAUAAAUGUCCUAAAGAACA
Molecule: messenger RNA, 3775 nt
Organism: Nerophis ophidion (straightnose pipefish)
Lineage: Eukaryota; Metazoa; Chordata; Actinopteri; Syngnathiformes; Syngnathidae
Gene: gatm
Product: glycine amidinotransferase (L-arginine:glycine amidinotransferase)
Exons: 9
Coding region: 220-1503 (427 amino acids)
Cellular component (GO): mitochondrion
Molecular function (GO): amidinotransferase activity
Source: RefSeq, a predicted model, not a curated record